This is a messenger RNA of Diversispora eburnea, 441 nucleotides long. The record is from the annotation of a GenBank genome assembly. Lineage: Eukaryota; Fungi; Glomeromycota; Glomeromycetes; Diversisporales; Diversisporaceae.
AUGAGCUGUCCUCCAGGUCAACUCCCAAUUUACAUUUUUGACUUUAUUCGCACAGGUCAAAUACAAAGGAAUAAACGUACUGACAAAUUAUCAAAAACAAACUACAUAUUUGAAAAUGGUGAAACUUCUUGUAAGCAAAUGAAGGAGAAUAUGUUUGUUCGCCCAACCACAGUAAACCUCACAUUUUCAGUUCGGAAAGGAAAUACUUCUUCGGGACAUCAAUUUGUUAGAACUGCAGUAAAGCUUGGAGCAAUUGUUCCAAGACAAUACCUUGGAUGGCUCUAUAUGACAAAGGAAACCACAAAAAUGCUGUGUUAUCUUGUACUCUCAAACGAUGAACCUAAAAUAAAGCGAGACAGUUCUUCCGGGUGUCCAGUGUCAGUUGGUGCGGGACUCGUUAAUCAAUCAUGCAAUAAUUCUCCUAUUUUAGUUGAAAAUUAG